Messenger RNA from Topomyia yanbarensis, 3610 nucleotides. RefSeq names its product 7SK snRNA methylphosphate capping enzyme bin3 (gene bin3). Gene Ontology annotation, biological process: snRNA modification. Gene Ontology annotation, molecular function: O-methyltransferase activity; RNA methyltransferase activity; snRNA binding. The transcript is spliced from 4 exons. The coding region runs from base 187 to 3198 and encodes 1003 amino acids. The record is from RefSeq and is a predicted model, not a curated record. NCBI's taxonomy places the organism in Eukaryota, Metazoa, Arthropoda, Insecta, Diptera, Culicidae.
UGAAUCACCUCAUUGGUGCCGGCUGUGCACGCGUAAAUUCAACAUCAAUGAUUGUUGCCAUUCUGGCAGUAAUCAGUAGUGUCACAAACGGCGUUUCCGCGCAUCACAAUCAAGAGACCGCUUAAUAACGACCAUUUAUCUAAACGUUUCACUUUAUCAUCAUCAUCACCACCACCAGCAGCAGCAAUGGACGGACGGGGAGUGGUUGUGUCGCAUGGUAUGUUGGUCGAAGGAGAGGGAGGAGGAGGAGAAGGAGGAGAGAUAAGUGGAGUUGAACAUCAUGCUUUUGCGGCUGUACGCGGUGAAGGGAACGAUGGAAGAAAUACGGACGGGAAGAACCAAAAGCAGCAACAGCUACCACGGCCACAAUGCAAUAAGAAACAGAACAAGCAUUUUUCGCGGCAUCAGGGCAAAAAUAAGAAGUGGUUGAAUAAGUUUAGAAGAAAUCAGAAGGACUGCGGUGGAAAGAAAAAGGACAUGCAGAAAGGUUCCGAGUGUUCGUUGGGUGGUGGCAAAGGGGACGAAAAGCAAAAUCAGUCCAGCGGCAAUGUGGACAUUAAACUUCAACAGAGUGGCGGGAAAAACAAACACUCCAACAAAAACUCCAACAGUUUGAUGCAGGUUCGAACUAAAAGGUUACAGGCGGUUUCGAAAUUUUUCUUGCCGGAUAAGCGCCCUCGGAAGGAUUGCAUUAUUCCUCCGACCAAGUUUUUGCUAGGAGGAAACAUUUCCGAUCCUCUGAAUUUAAACAGUUUGCAGAAUGAAUCAGAAAAUGCCGUUACGCCGAAGUCAUCACCAAUUCCGACUCCUCCGCACUAUAAGAACAAAAUCGAAGUUAUUAUUCCACCCAAUAUCAAUGACCCGCUACAUCUAUUGGAUCCAGUAGACUCAGUAGAAUACGAAAUGCAACUGUGCUCGCCGAUGAAGAAAAAACAAAGAGCUAGAAAUAAGCGAAAGCGAAAAUCCAAAUCCGACAAAAAUAAUCAAAGCUGGGACAGCAACACAGGCAAUGGUAGCGGGCAGUUGGGUACUAGUCUGUCAGAAACCGAGGCCACUACCGCGGAGGAGGCUCAAAUAGAAGCACCAACUGGGACCAUAAGUAAAGACGUUGAGCACACACUGGAAAGCGGAAAUACCGGUGAUCGCGAUAAAGCAAAUCGAAAUUUAAAACUGGAUUUGGAGAUUUGCAGGAAGCGUCGAAUUAGCGAAAGCACAUGCGCAAGUAAGAACAAAGUGCGUCGCAUGGAUUCUAUGGAUAAAAUCGUUAGUCCGGUUGUACCACAGCCUGGUGCUUGGAAGCGUGGUCACUGGCCAACACUGCCGGUCGGUGGGCGCAAUCGCACUCGGACACAAUCGUGCACUUCCAAUAGUGAUGAGCCACCAACCAAGCAAAUUGCUUUUGAAUCAGACUUGAAUGUUGAAAAUAUACAAGCAUCUGUGGUAGCUCAUCAAGAGAUGGAUAAAGAACAUCCGAAAUCUCCUGCUGUGGAGCCCAACAGUAAAAGCAAAUCUCAAAACGAUACAAAGUACCAUUACGGUAACUAUGAUCGGUACUACGGAUACAGAAAUUUGAACGAAUUCAUUGACGUUCGAUUAAAAGUGUUUCUGCGGAAUCCCUACCUGUUCCGCGAUAAGGAUGUGCUCGAUAUCGGAUGCAACGUCGGGUUGAUGACAAUUGCGGUAGCAAAAAUGUUACACACGAAAAGUAUCACGGGCAUCGAUAUCGAUAGUAAAUUGAUUGCCAAAGCUAGACGAAAUUUGACUACCCACGUCAGAGUUCCUUCGGAACAUGUAAAAGUCAAAAAAGAAGGCAACAAAUCUGGUCACAAAGAGUCCAAGCCUCAUUCGACUGGUGAAGAAAAAACAAUACCGGAAAAAGAUACUCCAAAAGAGUCCAAAUCUCUCACUGAUGAGAAAAAGCCAGCAGUGGAAGAGGAUGCUCCUGAGCAGCAACUGAUCGCGGAAUGUUCUAAGAAGUUAAGACAAAAGGGCAAGCAGAUCAAUCGACGUAAAUUCAUUGGGAAUCGGCAUGGCCACGGGCAUGGAAGAAGCCAUCAUCAUCAUAACCAACAACAGAAGAAAGAUCCACGAAAAGGGAAAGCCGAGUAUUUCCCGAUUUCAUUCCCACUUUCGUUGAGUAACCUAGGCGCGAAAAAAUGUCGAUUAGAUGUGGGUUUACCAGAUCGCUUUUUCCCAGGCAACGUUGUUUUCAAAACGAUGAAUUACGUAUUAAAAGACGAGUCUCUCAUUAACUACGAUACGCAACAAUAUGAUUUGAUAUUAUGUUUAUCUGUCACUAAAUGGAUCCAUCUGAAUUUCGGUGAUUGUGGGCUGAAGAUUGCAUUUAAACGAAUGUUUAACCAUUUGCGACCAGGUGGAAAACUGAUCUUAGAAGCCCAAAAUUGGGCAAGCUACAAGAAAAAGAAAAAACUUACGGAUACCAUUUUCGAGAAUUACAAAAAUAUCGAGUUUUUCCCCAAUAGAUUUCACGACUUUUUACUCAGUCCAGAAGUAGGUUUCAGUCACAGCUAUCCCCUUGGCAUUCCCCGACAUUUAAGUAAAGGGUUUCGGCGGCCAAUUCAGCUUUACAUCAAAGGCGAUUUCACACCGAGUCAGGCACAAUGGAGCGAUACAUAUCACCCUCAAACCCCAUACGUAAAUCAUAGCAAUAUCUAUUCAGACAUUGCAACCCCGACACGAAACAACUGCAUCUGGGGAUCAACUACGCCAUACCAGCCAAGCUACAGUACCCGUUGUACACCCUCGCAUGGCUUCAUGGCCACAUCGCCGUAUUACAAUCCGCGUCAAACGGACAGUUAUCAGCCGAGUUACGGCGCUGGCACUCGCCGAGGUAGUUACUGUUUCGCUUCGCCACUUUACUCGACUACCUGGUCACCGCCAUCGGACCUGUGCCAUAGGCGGUCCGCCUCCAACACCCCUAAUUCGGCUAGUAUUAGAAGCGCGGAAAACGAUGAAAAUUUCAACGCACAACAAAAUCGGCCGCACGUUUAUCCUCCCAUGGAGGUAUUUUCAUUGGAAACAUCCGGCCGUUUACAAGCUCCCGGCAGCGUUCGGCAAACCGACUCUGAUUCAGAAGUGUCAUCAAACUCGGCAUCACAAACACCAACUAGGCCCCAGUUUGAUAAUGACCAGUCGUCAAAUUCUCCCAGUACUACACACUCCCAGCCGGACAAGUAGAGGUUCACGUACAGGUUUGAUUUUCUGCACUAUGUCGUAUUUCAUUCUGUGAUUGAAGCUCAAUUUUGGUAUUCGUUUCGGCACACUGUCCAAAUUAUUCAACUAUUCAUUCGUGCGAUACUAGUCCGUUUGCUUUGUGGAAUACUAUUUCUGACGUUGCACAGAAUAAGUAAUUAAAAGAACAAGGGAUUUCUGAUCUUUAUUAGUUUUUCCUUUGUAUCCCAGAUAACUGCUUAUUUAAGCUUAAGGCACAGUUGUAUAUAGUCUGUAAGAGGAUUACAAAUCUUGUCGACUAAUAAGAAUAUGAAUUUAACUGCCCGUAAAAGUACAAUAGAACCGUUACUAGCAUAGACAAUCUAUGUGAAAUGGAGCUCUUUUGCGUUUAUAUGCAGUUUUGUUGCUUCUACCAAUA